Pseudonaja textilis is the source of this 2748-nucleotide messenger RNA. Its product is annotated as vomeronasal type-2 receptor 1-like. The record is from RefSeq and is a predicted model, not a curated record. Gene Ontology annotation, biological process: G protein-coupled receptor signaling pathway. Gene Ontology annotation, cellular component: plasma membrane. Lineage: Eukaryota; Metazoa; Chordata; Lepidosauria; Squamata; Elapidae. Gene Ontology annotation, molecular function: olfactory receptor activity; G protein-coupled receptor activity.
AUGGCCAGCCAAAAAUUGUGGCUAUUGUACAUAGGAUUAUUUCUCUUCAUACUGGAGCAUGCAGCAACUUCAGAUCCUCCAACCAAACCGGAGGAAGAAUGCCGACUCCUAGGGAAAUUUGAUUUACGUGGCUAUGUAGAAGCUGAAGAAGCCAUGCAUGUUAUAGGAGGCAUGUUCCCUAUACAUUUCAGGACCAUCCUUGAGGAAGAUCCAACAAGUACACCUCCAAAUUCACCAAAAUGUGAGGGGUUUAAUUUUCGAGGCUACCGUUGGGUCAAAGCCAUGAUACAUGCCAUCAAUGAUAUUAAUGAAAGAAAAGAUAUUCUACCAAACAUUACUCUUGGCUAUCAAAUCUAUGACACAUGCUUUACAAUGUCCAAGACAGUGGAGAAUUCUUUGGCGUUCCUCACCGGUCAAAAUGAAACAACUCCUGUCUUCCGAUGCAGUACCGGUGCUCCUUUAUCCGCAAUUAUUGGAGCUGGUGGAUCGACUCUUUCCAUUGCUUCCUCGAGAAUCCUUGGGCUUUACUAUUUCCCUCAGGUUGGUUAUGCUUCUUCUUCCUCACUUCUCACUGAUAAAUAUCAGUUCCCAACUUAUCUCCGUACUAUUCCAAGCGAUAAGGUACAGUCACGGGGGAUGGCUGAUUUAAUUCACCAUUUUGGUUGGAGAUGGAUUGGAACCAUUGCUGCCGAUGAUGAUUAUGGGAAAUAUGGUGUCAAAGCUUUUAAAGAAGCUGUUGAGAACCUCUAUACCUGCAUUGCCUUCUCAGAAACAAUUCCUAAAAUAUAUAACAGGGAGAAGAUCAAAGCAGUUGUUGAAAUUGUAAAAGGCACCAAUGCUACAGUUAUUGUGGUUUACUCUUCUGAUAUUGACUUCCAUCCGCUAGUUGAAGAGCUUUUGAUUAGUAAUAUUACUGGCAAAACGUGGAUAGCAAGUGAGGCAUGGGUCACUUCUGCCUUAAUUGCUAGACCUGAAUAUUUUCCACUUCUUGGUGGGGCAAUUGGCUUUGGGAUACGAAGGGGUGAAAUUCCAGGCUUUCGGGACUUUCUUCUAAAAGUAGACCCAAAUAAGGAUUCCAAUGAUAUGACAAUCGAAUUUUGGCAGUCAGCAUUCAACUGUACCUGGCCUGGUGUCAACAUAUCAUAUAAUACAGACAACCGGAAAAAUGUAACUGGUCACGAGAACAUUGUCGAUUUUUCUUCAGAUAAGUUAUGCACUGGAAAGGAGAAACUUGAAGACCUUAACAAUACAUAUUUGGAUGUUUCAGAACUUAGAAUAACAUAUAAUGUCUACAAAGCAGUUUAUGCUGUUGCUUAUGGCCUCGACAAAUUGCGCCUGUGUGAAACUGAGUCUGGCCCCUUUACUGCUGAGCCAAAAUGUGCCACCAUAGAUGAGUUUGAGCCCUGGCAGUUAAUGUACUAUAUGAAGCAUGAGAUGAACUUUACAGUUUUGGAUGAGUUUGUAAGCAUUAAUACCAAUGGGGAUGUCUAUACACCAUAUGACAUCCUAAAUUGGCAGAUGAAUGAAACUGGAGCAAUCAAUUUUGUAAAAGUUGGAACUUUUAACCAGACAGAUGAACACAAUAUAGAAUUUCAUAUAUUUAAUGAUUCAAUAUUUUGGAACAACCCAGAACGAUCAAGACCACGUUCGGCAUGCAAUAAUAAUUGCCAACCUGGGUAUCGUAAGGGAAUCUUGCAAGGGAAACCUUCAUGCUGUUAUGAUUGUAUACGGUGCGCAGAAGGACAGUUCAGUAACCAUACAGAUGCAAGGGAAUGUACAGCAUGUCCCGAAGAUUAUUGGUCCAAUACCCGAAGAAGCAAAUGUGAGCAUAAGCUAGUGGAAUUCUUGGCUUAUGGAGAAGCUUUAGGAAUGACAUUGAUUGCCCUCUCUGUAUUUGGCGCAUGUGUCAUUCUAUCUGUGACUGGAGUCUACAUCAAGUUCAGGAAAACACCUCUGGUGAAAGCCAACGACCGUGAGCUCAGCUUCCUCAUCCAGUUUUCUCUCAUCGCAACCUUGUUGACUUCUGUUCUCUUCGUGGGGAAGCCAGAAGAUUGGUCAUGCCAAUCUCGUCAAGUAUCCUUGGCCUUGGCUUUUUCUGUUUGCCUGUCUUGUGUUUUAGGAAAGACAGUGAUGCUCUUUCUAACUCAUUUGGCCAGAAAUUCAAAAGUGGCUGAGAAAGCCCGGAUGUCAGUUGGACCAAUUUUCCAAAAAGUGGUGGUUGUUGUCUCUGUUCUAGCUGAAGUGGGCAUCUGUACUGCUUACCUUUAUUUUAGCCCUCCCAGUAUGUAUAAAAACACCCAGUUUACAACCCUGAAAAUUAUUUUUGAAUGCAAUGAGGGUUCAAUAAUGUACUUGUGCAUUAUGUUUGGGUUUGAUGUGUUUCUCGCCAUCCAGUGCUUUCUCACAGCUUUUGUGGCCCGGAAACUUCCCAAUAACUUCAAUGAAGCCAAGUUUGUUACAUUUGGAAUGCUGGUUUUCUUCAUUGUCUGGAUAUCUUUUGUUCCUGCUUAUUUAAGCACAAGAGGGAAAUUCAAGGUAGCUGUGGAGAUAUUUGCAAUUCUGGCCUCCAGCUUUGGUUUGCUAGGGUGCAUAUUUGUGCCCAAAUGUUAUAUUAUUUUGUUGAAGCCUGCCAGAAAUACAGAAGAAAUUGUGGGUGGCAGGGCUAUCACCAAUGACAAGAGUGCUCCACCAACCUCUGCCUCUUGUGCCAGUGAAAUUAACACAGUUUCCACAGUUCUUGAGGAUUAG